UCAAAUACCAUCAUGACACGAAAAUAUUCACUGCAGCAACAAGUCUUCGGUUCCCGUACACAUGGGGAGCCAACAGAAAGAUGCCACCUCCUCUUCUUCUUGCUUCUCUCAUUUCUGCUCCUCCGCACUUAGAGCCAAAACUCUAAACCCCUCCUUCGGCCGUGCUACCUCUGGGGGCGAUGGCCUCAUCCGCCGCCUCGGCAUCCUCGAUCUUCUUCUCCUUGGCGUCGGUGCAUCUAUCGGUGCUGGCAUCUUCGUUGUCACCGGUACCGUGGCUCGCGAUGCUGGCCCCGGAGUGACGAUAAGUUUCAUACUCGCGGGAGCUUCGUGUGUGUUGAACGCGCUGUGUUACGCGGAGCUAGCGUCGCGGUUUCCGGCCGUAGUCGGAGGCGCUUAUUUGUAUGCGUAUACGGCGUUCAAUGAAAUCACAGCGUUUCUUGUGUUCAUGCAGUUGAUGUUGGAUUAUCAUAUCGGGGCAGCUAGUAUUGCGCGUAGCUUGGCAAGCUACGUGGCUACGUUUUUCGAGCUCAUUCCUGCUUUGAAAGGAAAUAUACCGGCCUGGAUUGGUCACGGUGGCGAAGAAUUCUUUGGAGGAACUCUGUCUAUUAAUAUUUUGGCUCCGAUUCUUCUUGCCCUUUUGACUAUUGUUCUCUGUAGGGGUGUUGGAGAAUCUUCUGCUGUUAAUUCUUUCAUGACUGCAACCAAGAUUGUCAUUGUUAUUUUUGUCAUCAUUGCUGGUGCUUUCGAGGUUGAUGUAGAUAAUUGGUCUCCUUUUGCUCCCAAUGGUUUUAAAGAGAUAUUAACGGGAGCAACUGUAGUGUUCUUUGCAUAUGUUGGAUUUGAUGCGGUUGCUAAUUCUGCUGAAGAAUCAAAGAGGCCUCAGAGGGAUUUGCCAAUAGGAAUCUUGGGAAGUCUGCUUAUAUGUGUUGCAUUAUAUAUUGGUGUUUGCUUGGUGAUCACUGGGAUGGUACCUUACAAUCUCCUGGGAGAAGAUGCUCCUUUGGCUGAAGCUUUUACAUCCAAGGGUUUGAAAUAUGUUUCCAUUUUAAUCAGCAUUGCAGCUGUUGCUGGGCUUACAACAACCCUUCUAGUUGGUCUUUAUGUCCAGUCUCGUUUAUAUCUUGGGCUUGGAAGGGAUGGCUUGCUGCCUUCAUUAUUUGCUAAAGUGCACCCAAAACGUCACACACCUAUUCAUUCUCAAAUCUGGGUCGGUAUCAUUGCUGCUGUUUUGGGAGGACUGUUUAACGUGCACAUCCUAUCACACAUUCUUUCAGUGGGUUCACUGACAGGCUAUUCGGUUGUUGCAGCAUGCGUUGUAACUCUUCGCUGGAAAAAUAAGACAGGAAAUCAAGCUUCUUCAAAAUGUAUGUCAACCUGGUGUGAAGGUGUCAUAUGCAUCGUCACAGUGGCAUGCUGUGGUUUUGCUACUGGAGUUCUUUACCGUUAUGGUGCUUCAUUUAUUUUUAUGAUUGUUGCGGUGGUGAUAGCCAUACUUGCUUGUGCUGCUCUUUGCUACCGUCAGGCUUAUUCAGAUCCUCCGGGGUUCUCUUGUCCUGUGGUUCCCAUUGUGCCAUCUGUUUGCAUUUUUUUCAACAUCUUCCUGUUUGCUCAGUUGCACUAUGAAGCAUGGAUCAGAUUUGUCAUCCUCAGCGUAAUAUCUGUUGGUAUUUAUGCAUUUUAUGGACAGUAUCAUGCUAAUCCAAGUUCAGAUGAGACAAUUAUUUAUCAUAUGGCACCCGAAGAAGAUGCACACUAAUUACAUGUUUAGACUACGUAUGCUUCUCAGUAUGGCUUGCAGUUUUUCAUUGUAUUAUUGCAUUGAUCUUGCAAUAAGAGUAUUUGUGAUCAUAUGAAUCAUAAGACGCUUAAUGGUUGAAAUACUCUGGAUCAAGCCAUUUGGUUAGAGAAGUUGAAUAAUAGGUUUGUAGAUAUUGAAUUCUCUUCAACAAUUCUAGGCUUCAAGCUGCAGUCCAAUGAAUAGAGAAUGUUGUCUCAGUGGUGUUCUCUGCAGUGUAGUCUUAAUUUCUUAUCAAGUAGGUAGGUUCUCCAUAAGCUGCCGUUUUCACAGCAGCACAGGUUCCUCAUAGGUUUAAGUAAAGUGUACUAUAUGGAUCGUUGACAUUUUGUAGUGUUUGCACCGAAAAUUAUUUCUAUAUUUA
Theobroma cacao (cacao) is the source of this 2159-nucleotide messenger RNA. RefSeq names its product cationic amino acid transporter 9 (gene CAT9). Gene Ontology annotation, biological process: amino acid transport; transmembrane transport. The record is from RefSeq and is a predicted model, not a curated record. Gene Ontology annotation, molecular function: amino acid transmembrane transporter activity. Lineage: Eukaryota; Viridiplantae; Streptophyta; Magnoliopsida; Malvales; Malvaceae. Gene Ontology annotation, cellular component: membrane.